Messenger RNA from Penicillium angulare, 297 nucleotides. RefSeq lists its product as uncharacterized. Bases 1 to 297 code for a protein of 98 amino acids. NCBI's taxonomy places the organism in Eukaryota, Fungi, Ascomycota, Eurotiomycetes, Eurotiales, Aspergillaceae. The transcript has a single exon. The record is from RefSeq and is a predicted model, not a curated record.
AUGUCUCGCCGCCGCACUUCAUACAGUGAGCCCAUGAACGAGGCUCUGGCUUACCCUUUCACCCCUAGCCAACCCCCACCACCAGGAGCUCCGGGGCCUCGGCGCGGACCCAUCGAAGGCCCAAAUGGUCGUCGUUUGAUCCGCCGCGUCACCUGGCGCUCUUCAACCUACAAGCUCAUGGCUUCGUUAUGGGUUCUCGGUGUUCUGUACAUUCUCUGGCUGAUCCGGGACCUCUUCUAUCUCCCAUUUACUCCAUCGGAAUCCAGCUCUAGCCCCGCUGUUCAAGUCCAAGAAUGA